AUGACGGAUGUUGUUUCAUCACACAAUCUAUGGCUACGUAGUAUGAUGCCAGAAUUUUCACAUUCAAAACAUCAAUAUCGAAAAAAUAUUCGUCGACCACUAGCACGAUUAACAAAUGAUAGAUCACCUCGAAUAACACAACGUAAAAUAAUAUUAUAUCGCAAUGGUGAUCGUUAUUCUGCUGGUAAACAAAUAAGUAUAACACCACAAAACUAUACAAAAUUUCGACAAUUAUUACAAGAAUUAUCAAAUACUAUUGAUUUACCAUAUGGUGUACGACGUUUAUUUACACCACAAAAUGGCUCAGAAAUUACUAAUGUUAAUAGUUUGAAAGAUGGUGCUUCAUAUGUUUGUGCAGCAUUUGAACCAUUUCAAAAAUUAGAAUAUGUAACUAAUUAUGUACCUUAUACAGCAUUCCAUAUUGAACAACUUCGUCAACCUUUACAUGAGUAUCCAUCAUCAAAUCGUGUAAGUGUACGUCAUUUACCAUCAAUUCCACUUUCAAAAGUAGGUGCUAUUAAUGGUCCAGCAAUACCUUCAAAUGCAGCAAAUCGUUUUCAUACAAAUAAUAUUUUUUUACAAUCACUGACAUCUUCAACUUCUAAUUCUAUUCAACAACAACAACAAAAGAAGCUUAAUUUAAAACAAAAUAAAUAUGGCUUAGAAUCAUUUCAUAGUAAACCACGUCCAAUAACUAUUAUUAAACAAGGAAAUGAAAAACCACAUAAAACUAUAACUAUUUUACUUAAUAAACGUACAGGUCAAACAUUCGAUCAACUUUUAUCAGAUAUUUCAGAAGCAUUUGGACAUCAAAAAAAUCGUUCAGAGAAAAUCAAACGGUUAUAUAAUUUAAGAGGACGACACAUCAAUGGAAUCAAUGAUUUUUUUCGUGAAGAUGAUAUAUUUAUUGCUGCAACAGCUACUAAUGAUAUUUCAUCCGAAGAAUUACAAGAAAUAAAUCUUGAAAUAGGUAAUGAUUCUCAACAAGCAACAUCACGACGAAUUCAAUUUAAAAAAGUUGUUCAAUCACCAAUUGAUCGUGAUUCAUCAAAUACACAAUUACUUACACCAGGACUUGUCUCUGUUGAUAUAAAAAAGACAAUUAACGUACGUGAUAGUGGAUUUUUAGAUGAUGAAGAUGGUCUAUCUAGUAAAGAUAAUGAUUUCCCAUCAUUUCGACAAACAAAUAAUAAUAAACAAAAUGAAAUAAACUCUCAAGAUGCACCUACACCUUAUGAUCUUAUCAAUCGAAAAUUAAAGAAAGUUUUAAAACCAACAGUUUCUACCAUUAAUAUUGAACAACAACGUGAACGUGAACGACAACGUCUACGUGAAGAAGAUGAACGUCGAAAAAAAUUACCAAUAAAAAAAGAUCAACAACAAUCAGUAUCCAUUUUCACUAUACCUAAAUUUGAGCCAUUAAUACUUGAUAUCAAUAAUAAUGAUUUAUCUCAUUCAAAUAAAAUAAAAACUCCAAUAUUAGUUAUAAAUAAACCUUUAUCGAUUGCUCCAUUACCACGUUUGAGUGUAACAAGUCAUCAUGAUGAAAAUGAAAUCAAAGAGUCAGUACCAAUACAAAAGAAACAUGUAAUUAAAAAACGAUCAUCAGUUAUACAUUCAUCUCCAGCAGUUAUUACUGAUAAAUAUGAUUUUGGUAAAAAAAUGGGUGAUGGAAAUUUUGCUAUUGUACGUCGGUCAAAAUUACGUGGAGGUGAACGAGAAUUUGCAAUUAAAGUAAUUGAUAAAUCAAAAAUGAAGGGAAAAGAAUAUAUGCUUGAUCAUGAAAUAAAUAUUAUGUAUUUAUGUAAUCAUCCAAAUAUAAUACGUUUAUUUGAAGAUUAUGAAACAGCUGAUGAAAUAUAUCUUAUUAUGGAAUUAAUUAAAGGUGGUGAUCUAUUUGAUUAUAUUACAAGACAUCGUCGUUUUGAUGAAGCAACAUCAGCAUUAAUGAUUAAAGAUGUUUCCGAAGCACUUUUAUAUUUACAUACAAAAAAGAUUGUUCAUAGAGAUUUAAAACCAGAAAAUCUAUUAGUUAUGCAAAAAAAAGAUGGACGAAUUACAAUUAAAUUAACUGAUUUUGGUUUAGCUAUGCAUGUUACGGGACCAAUUAAGACUGUUUGUGGAACACCAACUUAUGUUGCACCGGAAAUUCUUGCAGAAACAGGUUAUGGUAUAGAAGUUGAUUGUUGGGCAACUGGUAUUAUUUUAUAUAUACUUCUAUGUGGUUAUCCACCAUUUAAAACAGUUGAUCGUAAUCAAGAAGAAUUAUUUCAAAUGAUCCAACGUGGUAAAUUUACUUAUGAUCCUGAAUAUUGGGAUCCGAUUUCUCAAAGUGCAAAAGAUUUAAUCAAUCAUUUAUUAGUUGUCGAUCAACAAAAACGACUGCGUGCUGAUGAAAUUCUACUUCAUCCAUGGAUAAUGAGUACUGGUCAUACAAAACCAAUGGGUGAUACGGAAGAAUUGAAAAAUAUUUUACGUAUAAAAUAUGAAGCUAAAAUAAAAGAAUAUGCUAUGGAAAAUACUGAAAAUUAA
Rotaria sp. Silwood1 is the source of this 2532-nucleotide messenger RNA. NCBI's taxonomy places the organism in Eukaryota, Metazoa, Rotifera, Eurotatoria, Philodinida, Philodinidae. The record is from the annotation of a GenBank genome assembly.